Messenger RNA from Cylicocyclus nassatus, 546 nucleotides. Lineage: Eukaryota; Metazoa; Nematoda; Chromadorea; Rhabditida; Strongylidae. The record is from the annotation of a GenBank genome assembly.
AUGGUAGGUCAUAUAGUUAUUUCGGCAAAAUCUGCUCUAUUUUCUCUCAGUAUUAAGAACCUAAGAGCUGGCAUUUUAAUGGUAAGUUUUGUCUCAAUCGCUUCAAGUGAGCUGAUUAGUCGCUGUCUCGCCUUGCUUAGUCGCACGAAUGAAGCUGACACUAACCUGAGUCUUGGGAGAGGUUGUCAGGCGAUGUACGCAAAUCCAACGGGUUUGGGACCUGAGAUAGCGUACUUCAACAUGUUACUGGUCAAAAAGAAGAUCUCUCUAUCAAACCUCUGGAUGCACAUUCACUUUUGCGACCAGAAGCGAUUGAAGCCUGGUUCUACCUCUACAGAACGACUUGUGACAAAACUUAUCAAGAAUGACAGUGUCAAGGAAAUCCCUGUUACAUACAGAGAUCUGAUGGAACUGUUUUUAUCUGCUAAGAUAACCUUUUCCACCUUCAAAAACUGCAAAUGCUGGAUCCAAGCAAAGAAAAUGCCGGCGAAAGCAAUGGAGCAAGUCUCAAGAAUGGAGUCUGUCCGGAGUGUAGCAAGCACCUAG